Lucilia cuprina (Australian sheep blowfly) is the source of this 2224-nucleotide messenger RNA. RefSeq names its product nucleolar protein 9. The transcript has 2 exons. Gene Ontology annotation, cellular component: 90S preribosome; preribosome, small subunit precursor; nucleolus. NCBI's taxonomy places the organism in Eukaryota, Metazoa, Arthropoda, Insecta, Diptera, Calliphoridae. Gene Ontology annotation, molecular function: RNA binding. Gene Ontology annotation, biological process: ribosomal small subunit export from nucleus; endonucleolytic cleavage to generate mature 5'-end of SSU-rRNA from (SSU-rRNA, 5.8S rRNA, LSU-rRNA); endonucleolytic cleavage in 5'-ETS of tricistronic rRNA transcript (SSU-rRNA, 5.8S rRNA, LSU-rRNA). The record is from RefSeq and is a predicted model, not a curated record. The coding region runs from base 123 to 2165 and encodes 680 amino acids.
UGAUAAGUAUGCCAUGCAAGAAGCAGCAUUUGUUUUGAAAGAGCACGUUUUAGUUGGAGAGUUAAAUUUUUUUUAAUUGUGUAUAAAAUUUACAAUUUUGAAGCCAAUUUUACAUAAAAAUUAUGUCCUCUGAAGCAGCCCACAAUGUGGCCGAACAGCCAUUCAAAAGAAACAAGAAAAAGAAGAAGAAUUCCAGAUUUUUACGCAAUGCAAAGGGUUUUGCCAAACAGGGUAUCUAUGGACGUGGUAGCCACAUAGAGGAUGAUCAAUAUAAUUAUUUUAUAAAUAUAUUGGAUACCAUGAAAAAUGGUUUUGAAGAUGUGGAAGAAAAGGUCAAUAUGGCCAACAAUGUUUUCGAACAAACAAAAGGCCAAGAGGUGUAUUUAGCUUCUAAUCAGAUUGUGUGCAAAGCUUUAGAGUCUUUAUUGGGUUUCGUAGAAGCCGAAUUGUUGGAGUCUUAUUUUGAAAUAUUUGCCGAUAGUUUUAGACCCAUUUGUUCUGAUCGUUAUGCAUCACAUGUCUUGCAGAAAAUGGUGGAAAUAGCUUUUCUAAGAUCUUUAAGUAAGGAACAGUUAAAAAAUGUUGACACUGAUGUAAAGGAAACAAAAGAAACUAAAGAUAAAGCAGAUGAAGAGAAGGAGGGCGAGGAGGAAGAACAACCGGCUGCCAAGAAACCCAAACUAAAUAAGGAUGUUUUAAGUGAAGAAAACUAUAAUUUAGAAACAAAAUUUACACCAGAACAUAAACAAAAUUGUGGUAAGUUUUUGUUGAGAGUGGGCAAGUUCAUGUUGAAUAAUUUGGAAGAUUUUGUUUGGGAUUCGUGUGCCAGUCAUAUUAUGCGUACUUGUAUACUUUGUCUGUCGGGCAUACAUGUGGCAAAAGUGGCAUUUGAAAAAGGUGGAGCUAGUUUGGCUAAAAAUCGUAAAAUUUAUGAAGUAGACGAAGAAUGGCAUGAAGUGGCCAAAGAGUUUGCCCAGCGUUUAGAAAUGUGGCCACAUUUUCGUGAUUUUCCCUAUCAGGAACAUUCUUCUGCUUUGAUGAGUGUUUUGUGUAUAGCUUUAAAGGUCAUUGAUAAGAAAAUGCUAAAAAAUUUGGGUAAAAAGUUAUUAAUGGAAGCAUUACUCAUAGUCGAUGUGGAUGAAGAUGAAAAAUUGAAAAAGAUUGAAAUCUUAGAUGAUGGUGAAGAAAAAAAAAUGGAAAAUAAAGAAGAACAAGAAGCUAACAAAGAUGUUGAAGCAGACUCAAACUCAAAAAAUCUACCUAAACUACCUAAAGUUUUUGAAUAUCAAUCUUCUAUAAUUUUACUGGAAACAUUACUAACAGUAGCAGGUCCCAAACUUUUAACACAAAUCUAUGCCAUGUUAUUUGCUAACAAAAUAGCUUUAUUGGCCCAGCAGCAAUUAACAAAUUUUGCUGUACAAAAACUUUUAGUUAGUAUCAAAGAAAAAGAAGAUUUUGAAAACAUAUUCCAAGAAUUACAAGAUCAUAUAGAAGAACUAUUGAAAAUAGGACAUACUGGUGUAAUUUCCUCCUUGUCGUCGGCCUGUUUAAGACUACAAACUAAACAGGCACAACUGAUAGUGGCUUUACAAAAUGCUCUGCAUAUAAGUGGUGAUAAAGAACGUUUGAAAUCUUUCUUUUUGUGCCUUUUAAAAUUGAAACCUUUUGAAGUCUUACAACAAGAUAAAACGAAUUUUGUUCAUCUUCACGGCUCUUUAAUCAUACAGGAUAUAUUACGCUUUAACAAACCCAUUUUCAUGGUCAAUUGUAUAUUGGAAACAUCUACCGAUUAUCUGGUGACCAUUUUCAAUACCCCCAAUGGUUCUCAUAUCUGUGAUGCUUUCCUGCAGAGUAAAUUUAUUGGAGAAAAAUCUCGCGAUAAACUUCUAAGACAUUUAGAGGGUUUCUAUAUCGAUUUGGCUGUAACGAAAUUUGGUUCUCGUGUUGUGGAGUCCUGUUUUGAGGCAGCCCAGGAAGCGCAAAAAGCGAAAAUUGUUAAAGAACUAGCAGAUAAAUCGAAUAAACUAAAAGGUUCUCCUUUUGGUAAAUUGAUCAAUUAUAAGUUACGUGUGGAUACGUAUCGACUGUCAGCGGAUCAAUGGAAGUCGAGUAUACAGCAGAAGGGCUCAAAAGCUCAGCAAUUAUUUAAGGAUAUAAUUAAUUGAAAUUUAUUUUAUUUUCUGUGAAAAAUAAAGAGAAAUUUAUUUAUUUUUAUUUUUGGAAA